UCGUUUUCUCUUAUCAUACUAAAUGUUUUCAUCAAUAUUCGCUGUGAAGGCACUUUCAGUAACUUCCGUUGCAUUAUCUCCUCGUAUAUGCGGUUAUAGGAAGCCACCAAACGGUCAUAGAGAGCUUUUGAAGUGUAAUUUGUACAAGUUUCAGAAUACCUUGUGGGGCUUUAGUCUAAAAAAGUUUAGUGUUAAGUACAGGACGUUAUUGGUGUGUAGUUAAAUGAUUUUCUAAAGCUUUCCAAUAAGCUUUUUGGAGAACGUUCUUUUUUUCGAGGAAUAUUGGAAAAAAUGGAACAAACUUUUCUUUAAUUAAAGAAUCCUAGUUUUACACUGAAGCUACCAAAAUAUCGAGCUCACAGUCGUUCAACAACUUCAAACAUUCCAGGUCUCUAGAUGGCAGGUUACCUUGUCGGUAGUUAUACUUUUGAAGCUUGAAAAAGGUGCUUCGUCAGAAAAAGACUUGGUGUUUUAGUGGAAGCUUGCUUUUGAAUUUUCUUUCUGAUGGAAAGAUUACAGAGUUGCCAUACUAUGAGCUCUGCUGCAACGACGACUGUUAUAUUUGUUAAAGGAACAAGGCAUGAACUAUGAAGAUAGAUAAUGAUCCUGUUCCGAUUUCCCGAAGACACUCAUGUACCAGGGAGGCAAAAAACUGUAAGGUUUCGACGCUUCCGACGCUAAAAUUACA
This is a messenger RNA of Galdieria sulphuraria, 688 nucleotides long. RefSeq lists its product as uncharacterized. Bases 23 to 223 code for a protein of 66 amino acids. The transcript has 2 exons. The record is from RefSeq and is a predicted model, not a curated record. NCBI's taxonomy places the organism in Eukaryota, Rhodophyta, Bangiophyceae, Galdieriales, Galdieriaceae.